GUCUCUCUGCUAAAGAAAUAAUUCACAAAGUCAUGUUCAGUACUGAUGGAAUAUUUCGUCCUUCAAUGUUGUCACCCAAGUCGACGAGUGUCAGUCCGGCCAUGAUGGAGUUGAUCCAACAGUGCUGGGAUGAGAACCCUGCAAGCAGACCAACUUUUGAGAACAUCAGCAAAAUGUUACUCAAGUCCAGCAACAAGACAAAUACUAACAUUGUGGAUAAUAUGUUGGAAAAAUUAGAAAAAUAUGCCAACGACCUGGAAAAAAUUGUUGAGCAGAGAACAAAAGAGCUGGUGAAUGAGAAAAGAAAAACCGAUACACUCCUUCACAGCAUGUUGCCACCUUUUGUUGCGGAGGAAUUGAAGGCCGGUCAUAAAGUUGAACCGAUGAUGUACCAGAAGUCCACGGUGUACUUCUUUGAUAUUGUUAGAUUAACAAAACUCUCCUCUCAAAGUACUCCCAUGCAAAUUGUGAACAUCUUAAAUGAUCUCUAUGGAACAUUUGACGAUACCAUUUCCAAACACAACGUUUAUAAGGUCGAGACGAUAGGAGACGCGUACAUGGUUGUGAGUGGUCUGCCUCAGGUAACAGAGCGCCAUGUCGUGGAAAUAUGUAACAUGGCAUUGGAUCUGCUGGGCAUCGUCAAGACUUUCAAGAUCAGACAUCGACCUGAAAUGACACUCAUGUUGAGGAUUGGCAUUCAUUCGGGACCUUGUGCUGCUGGAGUGGUCGGUCACACAAUGCCUCGCUACUGCUUGUUUGGUGAUACGGUGAACACAUCCAGGAUGGAAUCAACUGGAGAAGCCCUCAAAAUCCACAUGAGCUCGUCCGUCAUGGAGCAGCUCUCCGUACAUCCUGAAUACCACAUUGAACUGAGGGGAGACAUAGAAUUAAAAGGCAAAGGAACGAUGACAACCUACUGGUUGCUGGGCAAAUGCAAGUUCACCACUCAAUGAAAUGAGACUUUGUUAUGAAAUCUUCAUAUAUGUAUUCAUCAGUUUGAAACAUCGUCGUUAAAUACUUAAAUUUGUCAGCAAUGAAGUUGGGUGGAAACUUCCAUAUUUUAAAAAUAAUCUAUACAUUUAUUCACGUUUGCUUGUUUUUGAUGGGUACUAUGGAAAGAAUGAUCAAUUUUCCUUAUUGUGGCUAACAUAUAUGCUCCAGACAUAUAUCAACAAUUUGUGCUAGUGUAAUUCUUAACAGCCUUUAUGCUUUUUGAACUUUCAACAAUGCUUUCAUUAUUUUUGUCAGAUAUUUUAACAGAGAUUACAGUUAUCAAUUUAAUCAUUUGCUUCUUAAAUUCAUUGUUUUCUUGUCAGUGGAUUAGUUAAGAACGCACCGCUUGUUAACAUUUUCUAGCCGUUGUCUAUAAACAUUAUUUGUAUUAUUAUUAUUGCAGUCGUUAUCUUAUUAUUAUCAAACAUUAAACAAGAUGUUGGAUUUGGCACAAAUAAUUAAAAAAUUUUCAGAUUUUGAAGUCAAAUAAAUUAUUUACUAACAUUGGAUUUUUGACAGGAAAA
Messenger RNA from Helobdella robusta, 1517 nucleotides. RefSeq lists its product as hypothetical. Gene Ontology annotation, biological process: receptor guanylyl cyclase signaling pathway; cGMP biosynthetic process; intracellular signal transduction. Lineage: Eukaryota; Metazoa; Annelida; Clitellata; Rhynchobdellida; Glossiphoniidae. The transcript is spliced from 9 exons. The record is from RefSeq and is a predicted model, not a curated record. Bases 33 to 953 code for a protein of 306 amino acids. Gene Ontology annotation, molecular function: peptide receptor activity; guanylate cyclase activity.